CCGUGGGUUUGUUGCAACGUGGUUGUUCGGUAGGUGCAGAAAAUUAUUUCAGGAUAUUGUCUCUCAAGAAAUGGACUGGGAUCAGCUUGACAUGAACCCUAGAGUGAUUGCAGCUCUUAAGAAAGCAAACAUCAAAUCAAUCCAAGAGAUUUUCAAUUUUUCGGGACCAGAUUUGCAAAGGCUGACAAAACUGUCCAGUGCAGAUGUACAUUACUUGCUAAGGACAAUUUCUGGUGCACUGAGAAAAAACACUGCCCUCACAGCACUUCAGCUAUUCCAAGACAAAAAUCACAGCAAUACACAACACCAGAGGUUAAGCCUGGGCUGUCCGGUUCUAGAUGGCUUGCUUCGAGGUGGCAUCCCCCUUACAGGAAUUACUGAAAUUGCUGGCGAGAGCUCAGCAGGGAAGACCCAAAUUGGUUUGCAGCUGUGCCUUUCUGUGCAAUAUCCCUACAACUACGGUGGACUAGAAUCUGGUGCUGCUUACAUUUGUACAGAAGACGUUUUCCCAAAUAAGCGCCUGCAGCAACUGAUUGAGCAGCAGCCCAGACUGAGGGGUGACGUUCCCCCUGACGUGGUGCAGAAGAUAAAAUUUGGAAAUGGCAUUUUUGUUGAGCAUGCAGCAGACCUGGACACUUUCCAGGAGUGCAUUACGAGGAAGAUUCACGUGCUGCUCUCGAGAGGCAUGGCGCGCCUGGUCGUCGUCGAUUCCAUUGCUGCCUUAUUCAGAUGUGAAUUUGGCGUGAAGGAUUCUGUCCUGAAAGCCAAAUAUUUGCAGAUGUUCGGCGCCAAACUUCACAGAUUAAGCAGCAAGUUUCGGAUCCCAGUAGUCUGCAUUAAUCAGGUAACGGACAGAAUGGAUGUGAGAGGGGGUGCUGAUCAAAGUAAUUCUGGCUGCACAACGAAGAGUGUUGCUCCAGCCCUUGGAAUAAUGUGGUCCAAUCAACUGUUGAUGAGACUGAUGGUAAGUCGCACAAUUUGCCAAGAACAGGCUGCAUCACACCACAGCGGAAGUGUCCUGCGGACAAUGAGGGUUAUUUUUGCUCCUCACCUGCCCCAGUCAUUUUGCCACUACACAGUGAACUUAGAAGGUGUGAAAGGCAUAAAGGAGGAGACUCCAACAUGAGUUUGAAGAAGCCUGUGAAGCAACAAGUCCUCUGCUCCUUAUAAAAAUAGGAGAGGCAUCAUUAAACAGAAUAAACCUGAAAUGACUUGUGCCACAACAACUCUCCCUUAUAACUACUAUCUCUCCAACUGCAUCAAGUGUAGUGGAAUCAGUGGCAAACCUCCCAUCGUAUUAGUCAAUCUGGAUUGCAUCCCUGGAGAAAAGUUGCAAAAUGCCAGUGGACAAUAGGUUGAAGUCCAACACAGGUGAUGAAAGCAGAACAGCAUAAAUAAGCAUAGCGGAAGAUUAGUGCAGUUUUACAGUGACUGCAGAGCUGUUCUAAGUUUCAAACAAAUAGGUUAUACCAGUGCUGUGCCAGUAAUCAGAAUCCUCCAGAGAGCUAACUUAUUAAUA
This is a messenger RNA of Elgaria multicarinata webbii, 1519 nucleotides long. It is a transcript of the gene XRCC3, whose product is annotated as X-ray repair cross complementing 3. The transcript is spliced from 8 exons. The record is from RefSeq and is a predicted model, not a curated record. Gene Ontology annotation, biological process: double-strand break repair via synthesis-dependent strand annealing; telomere maintenance via recombination; t-circle formation. Gene Ontology annotation, cellular component: Rad51C-XRCC3 complex; replication fork. Bases 71 to 1126 code for a protein of 351 amino acids. Lineage: Eukaryota; Metazoa; Chordata; Lepidosauria; Squamata; Anguidae. Gene Ontology annotation, molecular function: ATP-dependent DNA damage sensor activity; four-way junction DNA binding; ATP binding.